Molecule: messenger RNA, 333 nt
Organism: Arabis nemorensis
Lineage: Eukaryota; Viridiplantae; Streptophyta; Magnoliopsida; Brassicales; Brassicaceae
Source: the annotation of a GenBank genome assembly
AUGGCGUCAAAUAUCCUGAAAGCACUAAUCCGAUCGCAGAUUCUUCCAUCUUCGAGGAGGAAUUUCAGUGUGGCAACCACACAACUCGGCAUUCCAACAGACGAUCUUGUGGGCAAUCACACCGCCAAAUGGAUGCAGGAUAGAAGCAAGAAGUCACCAAUGGAACUGAUCAAUGAGGUUCCACCUAUCAAAGUUGAUGGAAGGAUUGCUGCUUGUGAAGGAGACACCAAUCCUGCCCUUGGUCAUCCCAUUGAGUUCAUAUGCCUCGACCUAGACGAGCCUGCGGUUUGCAAGUAUUGUGGCCUUCGUUACGUUCAAGAUCAUCAUCACUAA